Molecule: messenger RNA, 2014 nt
Organism: Labeo rohita (rohu)
Lineage: Eukaryota; Metazoa; Chordata; Actinopteri; Cypriniformes; Cyprinidae
Gene: cavin4b
Product: caveolae associated protein 4b
Exons: 2
Coding region: 246-1196 (316 amino acids)
Biological process (GO): regulation of gene expression
Cellular component (GO): caveola; cytoplasm
Source: RefSeq, a predicted model, not a curated record
UUUUCCAGUCAUUCCCUCUGUGUCUGGCCUUUGAACCUUGUGUUCCCUAUAUACAGGAAGGGUGGAGCUUCUAUAUUCUCCAGAACGUCCAUGAAGCUCCAGUCAGAGGGCGAGUCUGUCUCAUCCAAGCGUCUUCCAGGGCCCACCACGGCCCCGCGAUCCCAUAACCCUUGUGCGCCAACAGAACUCCACUGUAGCAGGAACUGAGACCUUCGGCAGUUCUAGUCUGGGUUACAAGGACAAGCAUGGCCGACAAACUGGGACUGGCAGGUGUGGCGGACGAGCCCAGCACCCUGAACAUCUUCACUUUGUUGGAGAGGGUGUCCGGGAUCAUUGACAAUGUCCAGGCGUGCCAGCAACGCAUGGAGGAGAGGCAGCUGGAGCUGGAGAACACCGUGAAGACCAUCCAGGCGGACGUGGUGAAGCUGACGAAGGAGCACACGGCCACAAGUAGCACCGUGGAGAAACUUCUAGAGAAGACGCGCAAGGUCAGCUGCCACGUCAAGGACGUCCGCGUGCGGGUGGAAAAGCAGAACAUACGCGUCAAGAAAGUGGAGGAAACCCAAGUCGAGCUGCUGAACAAAAACAAGUUCCGUGUCGUCAUCUACCAGGGAGAUAAUGAGGUCCCAGCUGUCGCUGCUCCUAAAGGAUCUCCGAAGGGAGCAACUGGCGGAGACGCUUCCGUAGACCCAGAUGCCCCAGAUGCCCCGCUUCCAGACUCGGAUGAGGAAUACAUGGUCGUUGAGGAGGCAGACUCAUCUACUGCUGCCAAACUAAAGAAGACCGGCCUGAAACGCAUCGAAAGCCUGAAGCAGACCUUCUCCCGUGAGAACAUGACUAAGACCAAAGAUAAUCUGGGCACCAAGGUCAACAAGCUGGGUGAGCGCAUAGUAACAGCUGAACGGCGUGAGAAAAUCCGCCAGUCCGGGGAACGGCUGAAACAGUCUGGCGAGCGAUUCAAGGAAACCAUCACGAAAACCGUGCCAGCAAAACUCAACCUGAAGAAGGAAAGGACGGUGGCUGAAGGUCAGGAGGGAGCAGAAGGGACCACAGAAGGAACGGCGCCCGUCCCACCACCGAAGGGCCGCAAGGCCAGCCCAGGUGUGGCCUACACGGAGCCAACGGAGAAACAAGAAGAUGAGGGCAAGGGUGAGGAAUCGGAAGUGCCGAUGUAUGAUAUGAAGCAGCUUUCUUAAGCGGCAAGCCUUGACAGUCACAUUUGGGAAAGACUAAUGUACAGAUAUGAAUUUGGUUAUGGAAAACUUGAAGGUAGAAGAUUGGGAAGAUCAGAGAUCUUGCUUCUUAGUGUGGAUAAGUGGAUGGUUCUUACGACAACUGAAUGAACGAAUUAAGGAAGUUGUAGGAUACAAACAAUACCCAGAGUUUUUUUUUUUUUUUUCUUCUUCUUCUUUGAUUUUCUUGUUUACAUCUACUAUGGACUAUGAAGGGUUAUGAAUGUUAAAUCAAUGUACUGAGAUGACUAGGCUAUGGUUUUUCAUUUAAAUUAAUAACAUUAUGGUGCACUCAGUGAUUUUUUUUUGUCUUUAUACCACCACCUACGGGAGUGGAUGAAGCAUUAUGAAAACACAAGGUAGAUUAUGAUAGAAGACCCAGUUCAUGUAGAUUUUUGUAAGAUGUCUCUAUUCAUUCUUUAUGGUUAAACAUUUUGAGGAUAAAUUACUGAGUGCACCUUUUAUGAAUUGACAUUAUUUGCUGAGUGUGUGUAAAAAUAUUUUUAAGAAAUUUCUUUAAAUAGCUGAAUUUAAAAAUAAUUCACAGAGAAGUGCAUUUUGAACUUCAGAUAUAUUCUGGUGUCAACUGACAUCCAGCAUGUCAACAGUGGGUGAGUUUAGAAUUAAAUUUUUCAAUUUAGAUGUUGUAGUGGUGUUUGAAAUAUAUCUGUGCAGACAAGUCAUUUAUAAACAUAAUUUUUCUGUGUAAACUCUGAAAAACAACUUUUGCAGUCUAACCUCCAUUCAGUUGUAGUAUUUUUAAAUAAAACAUAUUAACUCAA